GGAAAUGCAUCAACUUCAAUCGUUCUUAGUCUACCUUGACAAUGGAUUAAUGUUUAUGUAAAGGUCGAUGUUUAUAUAAACUGUAAAACCUUUAGAAUCUAAUAUUUUUAUCAAUUUAGUGCACCGUCCUUGCUGUUGCAAAGGACCGGCGUUAAAGGAAUGGCUGGUUUGGCUCGAAUUUCUCCAAAUGUAACUGUUUCGCUUUGUCGGAGUCAAGGAUUGCCUGUAUUGUCAACAUUGGUUAGACAUAAUGCAACUGAACCUGCAAAGAAUGAAAAGAAAACUUAUGGACCCCUUAAAGACCAGGAUAGAAUAUUUACUAAUUUGUAUGGACGUUAUGACUUUAGAUUAAAAGGUGCACAAGCCAGGGGUGCCUGGUACAAGACUAAAGAGAUUAUCCUGAAAGGUCAUGAAUGGAUAUUGAAAGAAAUAACCACUUCUGGACUCAGGGGGAGGGGUGGAGCUGGGUUCCCAACUGGGAUGAAAUGGGGAUUCAUGAACAAGCCUUUUGAUGGCAGGCCUAAAUACCUUGUUGUCAAUGCUGAUGAGGGAGAGCCAGGAACUUGUAAAGACAGAGAGAUUAUGAGACAUGAUCCCCACAAGCUAGUGGAGGGUUGUCUAGUAGCAGGCUUUGCUAUGCAUGCUCGGGCUGCCUAUAUUUAUAUUAGAGGAGAGUUCUACAACGAGGCAUCUAACCUACAGAUAGCUAUCAACGAGGCUUACAAAGCUGGGCUAAUUGGCAAAAAUGCUUGUGGCUCUGGCUAUGACUUUGAUGUUUUUGUACACAGAGGUGCAGGAGCUUAUAUCUGUGGGGAGGAAACAGCACUGAUUGAGUCCAUUGAAGGGAAACAAGGCAAGCCUAGGCUCAAGCCACCAUUCCCUGCUGACGUUGGUGUUUUCGGUUGCCCUACCACAGUAUCCAAUGUAGAGACAGUGGCAGUGGCGCCAGACAUUUGCCGGCGAGGAGGAACCUGGUUUGCCAGUUUUGGACGUGAACGUAAUCGUGGUGUGAAGCUGUUUAACAUCUCUGGCCAAGUCAAUAAUCCCACAACAGUUGAAGAGGAAAUGUCAAUUCCUUUGAAAGAUCUUAUUGAACGCCAUGCAGGAGGUGUCAUUGGUGGCUGGGACAAUUUGCUUGCAGUUAUACCUGGUGGCUCUUCCACGCCAUUGAUACCAAAAUCUGUCUGUGAUACGGUACUGAUGGACUUUGAUGACUUGAUUCGAGUUCAGACAGGUCUUGGCACUGCUGCUCUCAUUGUCAUGAAUAAACAGUGUGAUGUAGUUCGUUGUAUUGCUAGAUUGAUUGACUUCUAUAAGCAUGAGAGCUGUGGCCAGUGCACACCUUGUCGAGAGGGAGUCAACUGGAUGAUGAAGAUCAUGCACAGAUUUCAGACUGGCAACGCCAAAAGAGAUGAAAUUGACAUGCUGUAUGAGUUAAGCAAACAGAUAGAAGGACACACAAUCUGUGCCCUGGGUGACGGUGCUGCCUGGCCAGUUCAGGGCUUGAUACGACACUUCAGACCAGAACUUGAAAAGCGAAUGGAUGACUAUGAGAAGAAAGCUGCUAGAAAUUAAAAUCUAAUUGCUGCACUGAUGUCAGCUGAAAUAGCACCACUUGAAUUUGUGCUGAAUUAAAAAAUAAAUAUUUUGAGACUUA
This is a messenger RNA of Biomphalaria glabrata, 1657 nucleotides long. Its product is annotated as NADH dehydrogenase [ubiquinone] flavoprotein 1, mitochondrial-like. Gene Ontology annotation, biological process: mitochondrial electron transport, NADH to ubiquinone. Gene Ontology annotation, molecular function: NADH dehydrogenase (ubiquinone) activity; NAD binding; 4 iron, 4 sulfur cluster binding. The record is from RefSeq and is a predicted model, not a curated record. NCBI's taxonomy places the organism in Eukaryota, Metazoa, Mollusca, Gastropoda, Planorbidae. Bases 160 to 1575 code for a protein of 471 amino acids. The transcript has 13 exons.